AUGAAAGAAGUGAUUUUGAUGAUGUAUGAGGAUAAAUCAUGGGAUUUUGAAGUACAUUAUUGGGACCUUUGGGAAUGGGCUGCUGACCUUCUUCGAGACCCAUGUCUUUUCCUGCAUUUAACAUUUGAUGCACAGCACCUAUCAAAAUUUGAUGGUGAAAAUUUUGUAUGGUUCAUAGAUGAGCCUUACACUGCAGAUGCAUUCUGGGACCUUCAAUUGCAAUUGCCUGAAGGAGCUAAGCCACUGACAUUCAUACUGUAUGCUGAUAAGACCAAGUUGUCAACUUCUGGUACUGCAAAAGCCUAUCCCAUUGUUGCUCGGUUAGCAAACUUGCCUACAGACAUAUGCAAUGGAGAGGGCAUAGGUGGUGGUUAUGUUGUCAGCUGGCUACCGGUUAAGUACCUGAAUGACCUUGGGAGAGACGUUGUUUCUCAUAUUGACAAGAGAUUUAAAGAAUUUCCAUGCUGGCACAAUCAGAAGCACCCCAAUCAGGUCAUGGACAUUGUGUUUACUGACAGUUCCAUACCUGAGAACAUUUUGAAGAUGAUACUAUAUGCAGCACAUGAUGUCGUGACAGAGGAGGACUGUAUGCUUGGUUACCUGCUUCUUCAGUGUAUAUGUCUGUAUAUUGAAGUUGACAUGUAUGCAUCAUUGGAGGUUCACACAUCAGAUACAAUUUGUGAAGGGAGAAACGUAGUUCAAAUGUUUUCUGGGUUCUUAAAGCAAUAUAUUGACAAAACAGUGGAUAUUGAGGAUAAGGGUUGGAACUUCCUGAAACUCCAUAUGGAUGUGCAUUUGUUUGAUGACAUUGAAGUGAAAGGAGCCACAUGGAACUAUAACAUGAAGCCAAACAAGAAGAUGCAUGGACCAUUGAAGGAUUCAUAUUUGCUGUGGACAAACUUCCAAAAUGUUGCUGAGCAGAUCCUGCACAUAAAUCAUUGGCAACUCAUCACGGAAGAUAUUCAUUGUCAUCUAUUAGACUUCAAUGAAUAUCUUCACUUACAAACACAAGAUCAGUUUGAUGCUGCAGAUGAUGCAGUGAUUCCACUGGCAGGUUUUUUCCAUGUGAAAGUUGGGUCAAAACAACCCCCACUGACUUUUGAGUUGGUCGAGAACAUUUACCAUAGUGACAAUGCAUUUUCAAACUUGUGCAUCAGACUCAAUGAUUUUUUGAAUGACUUCCUACCUGCCAUCAAUAUACCUCUACCGCAAGGGAAAUGGAUUCGCCUCUGA
Molecule: messenger RNA, 1233 nt
Organism: Suillus subaureus
Lineage: Eukaryota; Fungi; Basidiomycota; Agaricomycetes; Boletales; Suillaceae
Exons: 7
Coding region: 1-1233 (410 amino acids)
Source: RefSeq, a predicted model, not a curated record